Molecule: messenger RNA, 927 nt
Organism: Pyrus x bretschneideri (Chinese white pear)
Lineage: Eukaryota; Viridiplantae; Streptophyta; Magnoliopsida; Rosales; Rosaceae
Exons: 1
Coding region: 195-569 (124 amino acids)
Source: RefSeq, a predicted model, not a curated record
AAAUUGUCAAAGAAUUCGCUAAAAAUUCCUACACAUUGUCAAAUAUUUUCCUCACAUUGUAUGUAAAUUAGCAAUAGCGUACACAUUACCCUACAGUUAUGGUCCAGCUUAUUUCGUUACUGUCAGGCAUAAAAAUUAAACCACCAGCACAACUGUCAGUCGCAAUAACUUAGCAAGAGAGAAGAAGUUCAGAGAUGAGGAUGGUGACAGAAGCAGCAGCAUGGGCACCUGCCAUGGCUCCUACGGCUUCUUCCCCACAAGACCAAGACGGGAUUCGCUUCUUGCUCGACAGGCACUACGCCUUGCAUGGAGAAGUCAUGAUGGUGGUUGUGAUUCUGCUGUUUGCUGCCUUCAUUUUCUGCCUUCUCGUGUUUCCCUGUCUCCGGCGAGCGAAGAAUCGUCACCUGCAAUCUUCAAACGAUGAAGACUCCGACGUCGUCGGGAAGCCGAGUAGUUGUUUUUCAUCAUGGUUUAUGAAGAGGAGGACAGAUGGAGAUGGUGCAAGCUCAACAGAGUUGCCAUUGAGGAGGUAUAUUAGCAGUGAAGUUACAAGAAACCCUAGUUCAUAACAUUGCGAUUUCAACGCACCUUUUUUUUCCCUCUUGCACGCUCUUGUUUUGGAUUGAUUAUAAUGAACCACAAUAAACGGAUAGAAAUAAACAAGAACUUGCAGAAGGAGAAAAAUGGUGUGUGAAUAUCAUAGGGAAAUUUGCAUGGGAGAUUGAGUGUCUGGGCUUUGUAUGGGUAUGACAUGUAAUCUGGGAUGUGGUUGUAAUGAGAGCCUUCCAUAUCGGUAUUACUGUUAAAUGUCUUUUUCAUCCCUACAGCUAUUCUAAAUUAGGCUUAUAUUUCUGUGUAAUUACAUGGUUUGAAUUGUUAAUCACACACCUAAUACGUUUCUAUUUUCAUUCAUUAUUUUCUGCUAAA